This is a messenger RNA of Paramecium tetraurelia, 960 nucleotides long. RefSeq lists its product as uncharacterized. Gene Ontology annotation, molecular function: dynein heavy chain binding. The transcript has 2 exons. NCBI's taxonomy places the organism in Eukaryota, Ciliophora, Oligohymenophorea, Peniculida, Parameciidae. Gene Ontology annotation, biological process: intraciliary transport involved in cilium assembly; intraciliary retrograde transport. Gene Ontology annotation, cellular component: axoneme; cytoplasmic dynein complex; ciliary basal body. The record is from RefSeq and is a predicted model, not a curated record.
AUGAAUUCCUUAUUUACUAUUCUUUAGGAUAUUCAAAUAAAUGUACCCUAAUCACAAUUAUAACAUUCUUUUGUUUUAUGUGGUCAACCUCAAUCUGGGAAAUCAACAAUCGUCUCCAAACUAACAUCUCAGUAAAUACAGGAUCAAGCAGGCCUAAUUUACGCAUAAUAAAAGACAAACAUUAUUGGCUAUUAAGCAGUGCUCUAAUACUUUGAGAUUUCUGGAUAAGCCUUUAAAUAGUUAUUGACUUUGCCAUUAAACAAGCAAUCAUACUAAUAGUACAGUUAUGUUUUAGUAAUCGAUUUAUCUGAUAACCCUCAUGAAAUAUUAAAUGUUUGCAAUGCAGAAAUUAGGUAUAUCAGAGAAGAAACAGAAAAGAAGUUAUAAUAAUCAAUUGAUGUCGAUACCUUUAAAUAACUGGAAUUAAAUAUUUAUGAUAAGAUCAUGAUGCAUCAUGACAAAAACAGAAUAGUGCCUUUAUACGUACCCAUCAUCAUUGUAGGAUGGAAAUAUGAUUUGUUCUCUAAAAAUCUGGAUUUAGAAUCCAGAAAAUGGAUAACAAGAGGUUUAAGAUACUUAGCACAUACAAAUAAUUGUUCACUUGUAUUUGGAAGCAAUUAGGAUUACUAAUUUGUUAGAUAGACGUUGUAAUACCAUGUGAAACCUACUGCUUCGAUUUAUCAAUAUGACCAUUUGAAAUAAAUAUGUAUCACUCAACUUUCUGAUUCAAUUGAAAAUAUCAAUCUACCCCCAUCUGGUAAUAAUCCUUUGGAUGGAUUCAAUAAAAUAAUUAAAGAUCAAAUUGUUGCUGUAGUAAAUAAUCAAAAAAAGAAGAAACAAUCGAAAAUAACAGAGGAGGAUUGGAAUAACUAUAAGGAAGAAAAAAUUGACAGACUUAUAAAGCAAUUUGAAUUUUAAUAAAAGUAAACCGCAAAGCAAGAGGAAUCGGUAUUAAUUUGA